Messenger RNA from Candoia aspera, 8411 nucleotides. RefSeq names its product Rho guanine nucleotide exchange factor 40 (gene ARHGEF40). The transcript is spliced from 20 exons. Gene Ontology annotation, molecular function: guanyl-nucleotide exchange factor activity. Bases 166 to 4701 code for a protein of 1511 amino acids. Lineage: Eukaryota; Metazoa; Chordata; Lepidosauria; Squamata; Candoiidae. The record is from RefSeq and is a predicted model, not a curated record.
GCAGGCAGUCGCGGCGUCGGGGGCCGGGAGUUCUGCCAGGGGGUGGCUCCAGGCAGGGCUAGCAGGCCGAGGCGGGGAGGGGGCGCAACGCGCGGAGUCUCGACUGGAGGCGGCAGGGACAGAUCAGGCGAGCCCGUCCCGUCUGUGCGUCCGCCUGUCUGCGCCAUGGAACCUGAGCCUGUGGAAGAAUGUGUCCAGAGCACACUGGCUGCCUUGUACCCUCCUUUCGAAGCCACUGCCCCCACCCUUCUGAGCCAGGUCUUCGAAGUGCUGGAGCGAACGUACCAACAUGAUGCAUUGCGCUACACCCUUGACUUCCUUGUCCCUGCCAAGCACAUCUUGGCUCGCAUCCAGAGUGAAGCCUGUGCUCAGUAUAGUGGCUUUGUCUUUUGCCAUGAGGGUUGGCCACUGUGCCUUCAUGAAAAAGUCCUGGUCCAGCUGGGUUCCUUGCCGUGGCAACACCUGUGUCCUGGGGAUUUCUACUUGCAAGUGGUGCCUCACCGGGAAUGUGCUCCCCGCCUAGUCUUGAAAUGCCUCUCACUGGAGGGCCGUGGGGUUCAGGAGUUGCCUGUGUCCCCAGACUCCUAUCGAUUCCUGUUCACCAUUGAGUGGCUCAAUGGCAUCAACAAAGAACGUCGGAUAGGGCGUCUGGAACGCUGCUUGCUGGCAGCUGGGGAAAAAGUGCUGAGCCUGCCCUGGGCUGAGCUGGUGUAUCCCCAGUUUGUGCACAAGGAUGGGUUUAUUGUGGGGCAGCGUUGCCCUACAGAUUUGACUCCUGAGGUACUGGGGGCAAGAAGUCCUGGUGACGGACGUCAUUCUGGUGGAGAGAACCGGGAGUCUGAGGGGGAAUACGUUCACCUUCUGGAAGUCAGCCCCACCUUGCAUCAAGCACCCAGAAUCCCACAACCUUGCAGUGCCCAGAUUCAGACAAUGCCUGCUCGCAAGGGACAUAGCAAAAAUAGGAGCCGGCGCCACCGGGCCUGGCUCCAUCAUAAGUCAGGCUGUGGGGAGAACUUUGCUUUGCGACAGGCUUGCAAAACUGAGGAGGCAGAGAGGUCUAGCCAAGAGAAGGAGAUCCAAGAUGAGAAGGUAGAUCAGCUGAGACAAAAUCCUAGCCCGGCUUUGGGUCUAGUCUUAGAAACUUCUAGAGUAGUUGGGAACUUAAAUCCUAAGCAACUGGAGCAAAACCUAGAUCCCAUUGAAGCAAAGACACCACCAGCCAUUUUGAGUGAUAAUGAUGGUGUCACUGGAGACACAGUUCUGGGGAAAGAAGAAUUGCUUGAAUCCAUUCACCGAGGUCCAACUCCUCCUAAGGAGGACAGCAAUGAAAGCCAUUCUCCAGCUUCAGCAACACCAAAACGCAACACCAAGGGAAACCGGAGGAAAAAGAAAGGUGCUGGGAGAGGAGCUGGUGGGCGGAUUAAACCGGGAAUGGAUUUCAUUAACCAAGAAACAAGAGCUUCUGAUAUUAAAAUGGGUGCUGAAAAGGAGGAGGCCUGCGCUGGUCCAGGAGAACAGGAUUCUGGGACUGGAAGUGUUCAUGUUAGUACCAGAGAGCCAGCCAGCAUCAAAGAAUCAUGUGUUGAUACCACAGAUUGUGAUGACACCCAAGAGAAAGGCAGACUCAUGGAAAAUCAAAGCCUUGAGACUGGAGGGGAGGGAGCCAGCAAUAAGGACUUGGCUGUCAACACUGGAGACUGUAUUGUUGGUGCUACAGAGCCAGAUAGCAGCACAGGAAAAUGUAGCGUUGGUGUAGGAGACAAUGAAGAGAGCUCUGGAGAACGAAGCGCUGAAGGCCCAAGACCUAACACUGAAGAGCCAAAUGCUAAACCCAAUGCUGGUGAACCAAGAAUUAGCACUGAGGAGGUGAGCAUCCCAGAAAAAGAGGUGGACAGUUCUGAAAACCAGUGUAUGGUGGAACAGGAUCUUGACAUCGAAGAACCAAUGCUUACUGACUUGCCAAGGAAGAAUGAUCUAGCAAGUAUUGACGGGAGAGAAGAGGCUGAAGAGGCCAUAAGCAUAGCAGCUGAUCAGGGCCCAGGGGAAACACAAAAUUCCCCUUUACCCACGGUGGCUCGUCUUGGGGAAUCUGUAAACUGGAAUCUUCUGCAAUCAGGAGUUUUUGCUCUGACAGGAGGAACAGACAAGGCAGGCCAUUCCUUGCUGACCAUAGUGCCCCAGCCUCUUCAGGAUGAGUUGCCUCCAGGACAGGAGGAUCUGGUCAAUACCUUAAGAUACAUGCACUCACUUCUCAGGCAAGAGCUGAAGACUCUUGGGCUGGUGGUGCUGUUGGACCUACACCACGUGGAUGACUGGGCCUUCCAGGCCCCUGUAUUGCUGCCAGCUCUAAGGGCAUUCCAGGAGAGCACACCAACCCCCAUCAGUCAGCUGCUGGUGAUCUUACCUUCUGAUGAUCGUUUUGUACCCCAUGAAGAGGAAUUGACCUUAGAACCUGCUGUGGAAAUCCGGCUUCUCUCUCUGCGUGAACUUCCACAUUAUGUGGCCUUGGAUCAGUUGACCCCAGCACUAGGUGGGACUCUGAGCCAUUCGCCACCGAAAUGGGUUAGAGAACACCAGGCUCUUGAGCAACUACAGGAUCUCUGCUGUAGUGUUCUCCAGACUGUGUGUGAGGCCAGUGACCACCUCAAGGCAGUGGAAACAGCAUCAAGUCAGGAGGAACUGUCAAUUCAAAUCACCUUGCAUCAGGAAACUAUGCAGAAAUUGCUUUCAGAGCCGCAUCUGCUGGAGCUCCAGCGCCAUGGAGGCUCCUUGCUGGCACGGCUACCUCCACUGGGGCCCUGCAGUAUGCAAGCUGUGGCUGCCACAAGACUCUACCAAGAGGUGGAUGAAGCCCUCCAUGGACUUGUUCAGCUCAGCAACCGGUGUCUGGAGGUUUUGCAGCAGGAGAAAAAAAACACACGGGUUCAGCAGGAAGGCAAAACAUGCCUUCAGUCUGGUGACAGCAGUGUAGAAAAGAAGAGAGAAGGGGAGAGAUCAGCUGAGGGGCUAGCUGAAGAAGCGUCUUUGGAGAGGAAAUUGUUACAAAACCCCAGAUCUUCAGGCAAGACACAGGUCACACCAGAAGACAGUUCCGUUCCCCGAGCCCGCGCAUGCAGCAUCAGUGCUUCCUCCUCACCUAAGCAUGGCUGGGAGCUGGGGGCCAAGUUUGGCUCCUCUUGCAGUUUAACUUCCCUCUUCCAGCCACUUGCCAGCCCCAUGGCCUCCCCUUGUUGUUCUCCUGCCCGAAACAAUGCUCUAGGCAGUAGGAAGAAGAGGCAGGGGCCUCUCACCACUCCCAAAACCCCCGUAUCUCCAGUUACCCAGCUGGCAUUACGAGCCUUGAGUGAUCCGGGUCGCCCUAGAGUGCAUAUACGUGGCCUGGAGGUGAGCAGCCGGGAACUGGCAGACAGGAGCUGUUCUCCCCGUGAACAUGUGCUGCUGGGGCGCAGCAGGACUCACGUUGCUGAAGCACCCUGGGGGGCCACACCUCGCCUGGAAAGAAGGCGUUGCCUUGGGGUCCAACAGCAGCUUUUGGUUGAGUUGCUGGAGUGUGAGCGGGAGUAUGUGGGUGCCCUUACCCAGCCCCUCUCUCUGUCUCAGGAGCCCGGGGGACAGGCCUCGACAGCUGAGUUAAGGUGCCUGGGCAAUGCCCUCCAGGCCACGCGGGACCGGCUGCUGGCCUUCCAUUCCAGCUGCCUCCUGAGCGAGUUGGAAGGAUGCAUGAGCCACCCAUCACGUGCUGGCAGCUGCUUCCUGCACCACAGAGAGGAGCUUCAACUGUAUGCAACCUAUGCCAAAGAUCACCACAAAUUCCAGGCUGCCCUGGCUUUGCUUCGAAGUACUAGCAAGAAAGGCCUGAUGGAGCCACGUGAAGAUGGGCAAACAGCAUACGCUUUGCAGGUGCCUCUGGAGCAGCUGGAGCGGUACCAGCGCUUCCUGGGUGAGCUGCUACACGAAUGUGAGCUCGAGCAGGGGCCUGACCGCCAAGCCCUGCAGGAGGCCCAGCAACUGCUGGAGGCCCAGGAGCAGCGAGGCAGAGACCUGCUGGCCGCAGAGCAGAUCCGGGGCUGCGAGAUGAAACUGUCAGAACAAGGGCCAUUACUGCAGCGUGGGGAGCUCACUCUGCUGUCCGGACGCCGUAAGUGCCAGCGGCACGUCUUUCUCUUUGAGCAGCUGCUACUCUUCACCAAAUGUAAGGGGGCUGAGGGUGGCUUUGUCUGCAAACAGGCCUUGCAGACGGCUUCCAUGGGUUUGACGGAGAGUGUGGGUUCUAAUGGGUUACGCUUUGAGCUUUGGUUUGGACGGGGACCGGCCCGGCAGGCCUAUACGUUGCAGGCAGCCUCUGCUGAGGUCAAACAUCAGUGGACAAACAUUAUAGCCCAGCUGCUCUGGAGACAAGCUGCCCAGCCAAGUGUCUCAAUGAGCUUAUCCUCCUGCCCUUCUCAGCGUUUAGCUCCUCUGGGCCUUGGCCCCGGCCCCCCUCCUCCUGGCCUGUCACUGCCUGGCCACUUUGAGGAAGAGGAAUGGGACUUAGAUGUCAAGCCCAUCCCGAGAGCUCACACCUCAGAAUCAGAGGGAGCCUCCCCGAGCCACCAUGAACCACUUAGGCAGGGGAGAAGUUCACUGCCUGGCAGCAGCUCUGCUUUAGGACACCAUCAGUCAAGCUUUGGCAUUGCCGGCGAACCAGUGACCCCACUCUGAGGUUGGGGCGGCCAGCGUUGGGUGUGGAGCCUGCAUCGGAAACUCUUUUCUCCAGGAAGCCAUGGAAGGCAGGACUCGGUUCCUAGGGACUCUGGGAACAGGACAGUUUGAGAUCCCUGCAGAAACUUGGGGAAUGGGGCACAAAUGGAUGCUCAUAUCCAACAAUAUUGUGACUUGCUCCCACCCAGUUUCCUGAUGGCUCUGCUACCACUCCACAGAAGCAUCUAGAUUGGUCAUAUCCUACUAUGGGAUGUCCAUAUCCUGCCUGAUUACUACUCAUUGAGUGCCUUUUCCACCAUUUUCUUGGAUUGUGAAAUUCCUGGAGAGUUUUGGUCAAGCUGAACUACUAUCAGUAGCUAGUAAGAGGGGCUACCAGGCAAGGAAGCUCAACCAAGAAACUCCCAAGUUGACCCCAAUUAAAGGUUGCUGGGAAGAGGGAACUUGGUGGGCUGAAUCAUCUUCUACUGAGGAUCAAAUGUGAUAAUACCCAGUGUAUGGAUCUGUGCAUUUAUUGGGUGUCCUAUCUCUAAUCACAGCUUCAGUGUUAAGAUUGAUUGGUAUUUUGCUCAGUCCAGUGGGUGAUGAAAGGAAGAAUCUGGGCUGCAGUUGUUAGGCAACUACAGCAUCCAUUUCCUGAACCUCCUCCAAGCUAAUUCUAGAGAAAAAGGAAGAAAGAGGGCAUCUGGGCUACAUGGAGGGGUAUAUGAUUGCUAUAGAAUAUAAAGGUAUCCCCAUCUAAAAUAGGAGACAGGUAGCUUCAGGUGAGUCACUCAAGAUCAGAAGAGCAGUAUGACAGUACAGGAAUGAUGUGGCAGUAUGCAUGGUGCUGUAGACCAUCACAAGAUAACUAUUUUUCUGGGACUGUGCCAUUUUAGAAUGCAAAGGGGAUGCUUGCCAAUAUAAUUUUGGGAUUUUGAGCUUCUUUUAUUUUGCAUCUUCAUUUGUAAAUUAAUUGGCAUGGCAAGGAGAGUUAAGAUAUCUUAGAUAUCUAUUUUAUGUUUGCUAAUAUUUCUGGGCAGGGAGUUUUGAUGAGCAAGAAUACUUGGUUAAAGGAAUCCUACACCCCUAACAUUCUUGCAGCCUGAAAACAUAUAAAAAUGGUUGUUCCAUGAUUGUGCUGAGCAUAAGGAAGAGAUUCCUGCACCAUACACAUACAUCUUUUAAUUUUCUAGUUUGAUUUUGAGAUGAAUAGAUAAUACCACGUGGCUUGCUUAAGGGACAAGAUUUGUACAAAACCAAUUCCCAUGUGAAAAACUCCUUUGCAGCGUGAGUGAAAACAUCAAAGACUAGAGGAGAGGGGUGGUUACUUUUCCCUGUGGCAUAAGGUUUGGCUUAUUUGUUGGAGCUCUGAAAAAUGUCUUCCUCUAGUGAAGCUGUUUGGUUUUUUUUACGUGGUAUGCUGUGAUUCUGAUUGUGGGAACUAAUCUAUGAAGAGCUAACAAAUGGUGCUAUAUUUAGAGUUGGGCAAGGGAUACCGAUUUCGGGUAGUAUUGUGACUCUACUAGUGGAUACAGGCAAUUUCUUUCUAAUUUGGUAAGUUGAGUUGUUUGACAUCUGUCUCUUUUUUAUACGUCCUCUAGGAAUUUAAUGUAGGACUUUCGCUUAUGCCCACGUAGAACAGGUGAUAAAAAUCACUGGGUUGAAUCCAUAUUAAGAUCAUUGUACUUGCCUCAAUGAUUUUCAGUUGGAACAAAGGACAAUUUAAUAUCAGUCAUAUCUAUUGUGAUCAUACUAUAUUCCUUCAAAAACAAACAAAAAUUGUAAGAAGAUGCAAGAAGAUGUAAUGUAGAAUAUAAAUCUGUAGCAUUGAUAUAAUGCACUGAGACUGAACAGUAUUCGUAGACAUUUGAGCAUUGUCAGAAAUGCCACUAAACUUAUUGUGCCAUAUGACCUGUUCUUCCACUUUUUUAAAAAACACUGAGCUAUCAGUCCCCUUCAACUAAAAGGAUUGCAACAGCACAUAAGUAUCUUUUUUGCUAUUCAUUUCUAUUAAUGAUGUGGGCCUACAGUAUUUUUUCCCUUUUUGGAAUAGAAUUAAUUCCUUUGUUUAUAACCACUUUUGGAUGGACUGGUGCUUGUUUAUUUUUUGCCUUAACCCGCCAGCGUAAACUACAGUGCUGAAAAGCUGCUUAAACCUUGUUAAAAUGGCACCAAUGAGGUUUAAUUCUCACCACACAGUACAUGAAGUUGUAAGAUGUAUCAAAACUGUAUGACUUGAAGGGCAACUAGAUGCUUAAAACGCUGCCAACAAUAAAAGAAUGUAUGUGUUGAUUUGAAGAGCGAAAAGGACUGAUGGGUGAGAUGAGUACAAACUAUCUCUUAUAAAUCAUUUAUAUCUUCUUGCAUAUUCUUUUUAUAUGCAGUUUCUUCUUAAAAGGCCCAACACUAGGAUUAUCCCAGUUGUAUUGUUAACUGUUUUAUUUUCAUUUUAAAUUGCAGGCCUAGCUGACCAUAGUAAGCUAAGCUAGAUCAGAUCUAGUUAGGAAAGUUGGAUGGGAGACCACCAGGAAAUAAAAGGGAUAUAGGUAAGACUGGGAAGUCAGAAAGGCAUCCUGGAAGAAGAUCACUUCUGUAUUGUUGCCCUCCUCAAACCCCUAAGCAGACAUUACUAGUAAGUCAAUAGGAGACAAGGAAGUAUUUUUUUAUUGUUUAUAUACCCACCCAUUCAAUAGGACCAACAUUAAGGAGGUAUAAUUUUCCAUGAGCCAUAGUCCCAAUGAGAAUCACCUAUAUCUGCAAUUAGUUAUAGAGAAAGUUUCCUUGGGUAGCAGUUGGAACUGUUCCCCUCAGGCUGUUUGUCCGUUCCUGUGUAAUCUAGUCCCAAUGACCUUUUUCCUCCCUGCCCCCCUGCUAGUAUUAAAAUACAAACAGCAUUUUGGUUAUUAACACACAAUUAAGAGUAAUGCCUAAUUUGAGUUUUACAGUAACUCCAGUAGUGGAAGUGAUUGAUAGCGAACAAGGGACAGGAUUCAACGUCUUUACCCCAGCUUUCCUUUUGCUGCUAUAAUCAGUGAAGCUGCCUCCCCCUUUCAUAUUUGGGCCACUCCAUGCUUAAGUGGAGGGAACUGCAGCAUACAGUUAACAGUAUUCUCACUCUUCCUUCCCCCCUCCAAAUAUUUCCUGCCUGGACAAAAUGGGAGAGUGAGAAAUAAGGCUUUGCAGGGAGCAAAACACUUUUAACAUCCAGUCAUUAGUGUGUAUUUAGCCCAGAUUUUUGUGAUGUCUGCAACUUUACAUGUAUACUGGUUUCAAGUUUUACAUUGUAUUUCAAUAUUAUAUAUUGAGGAACUGAUGAGGGAAGAUGGGAGCUUAUUUGAGGGAGAUUUUGGUGGUUUUGUGGGUUGUGAAGAUGGGGAAUGCUUUUAAGUCUGAUGCUUUAGAAAAAUCAAAAUGGAUAAAUCAGUAUUGGAAUGUUCAGCAUUUUAGAACUUUCAGGCCCUACUUUCAUGGGAAAAGUAAAAUAUUAUGGGGAUAUCAUGCAAAUUUUAAUCUAUUUGAGAAGUGAUUUAUUGUUAUUACCUACUAUAAAUGCAAGGCAUUGUAAGUACUAAGCAGAGAGCUGAUACUCCAUCAGAUUUACCUAACAAGAUUAUACUUUUUAUAAAAGCAUGCUGAAACAAUAGUCAUUUCUGUCCUUCAGCUCUAAAAGCUACUGUAUUUUUUCUUCACAUUAUCUUGAUUCUCUACCAACUUUAAAUGGAUUAUAAUUA